UUGGAUUCUCAACUGUAAUGGCGAUUCAAGGCUGUUAUCAUCACGUUUUAUGUUCUAGGAAUUUCACUGUUGUGCGACUCUCCUGACAAUUCUGAUGGAUAUGCCAUCAAACUUUAUUUGUUAUUUUAACUAACUGUUUUAAAGUUUGGUUCCACUGGAUAGUGAACGGUUAUUUCUCAAGGUCUCAACAUGUAGGCCAUCAUCGUCGUCUGAAAGCUGCGUUCCCUGUUUCACGAAUUUGUGGAACUGUUGUGAUCGACAGUAUUUCAUUCUGGCUCAAUUGUUGACAACUUGUUUUUAAAACAAACAAGUCCGAAAUGUCUGGUCAUCAAAGACAUGACAAGGAGCGUCUCCGUGAGUUGGCGCAGAAAGAGAGAGCCACCAAAGCCAAUACUUCCGCCUCUGACAGCCCCACCAUGCCACUCUUUGACAAACCUUGCAAGGUCCAGAAUUCAAAUGAAGGUGAUGACAUUAACCAAAAGAUUCGCCAGGUGCUUGGUGAGUUUUCUGACUUCAAGAGCAGAGGUCCCAAGUACCAGAUAGGUGCACUAGCAGCACCUACGACUCCACAACCUCAAACUAGUGGCAGCAAGUUUUUCAAACAUCCAAGCACACACAAUGGUGCUUUAAGACAUGGAGAAAACAAAUCCACACAUGACCACAGCCGCCGCAGUCUGGAGGGAUCUGGGUACAAAUCCCAGUCUGGUCAAAGCUCAGAUUUAGAUCCUAAACCAGUGGACAUCAAAUCUGGCCAUGGACACAAACAACGGAGUGAUGUGAAAUCUAGCCAUGACCACAAAGCAGGGUACAGUGACAAGAGAAGUCGAGACCACAGUGCUGACUCUUCUUACAAAACGGGAAGAGAACACAGAGGCCAUCAUAGCAACCAUGAUCGAACUAGAAUGCCCUCAGAUGGGGGUGGGGGAUCUGAAGGUGGUGGUGGUGGUGGAGGAAGCAGGCGAAGUCACUCCAGUGAACGCUCCAUCCAUUCCAAACAGAGUAGCAGCCACUCUCAGUCAUCCUCUUCUUCACAACAGUCUAGUCUAUCCAGUUCCCAGUCCCCUGCAAAACCCAGUUUCCCUUCAAUGCAUUCACCCUUGUCAUCACAGAGCAAGUAUCAGCUUCAUUCCAAACACUCCACCAGCCCAAGUCCUAGUCAAACUGCCAACAAAUCACAAACUUCAUCCAAUGUCAUUGUCCCGUCUCCCAAAAAGUCACCAGGCUCUGCCAGCAAGCCUGUGUUCCAGCCUAAACCUUCAUCUGGUUCUCAACACAGUACUUCUUCAAUUGCCCCCAACCAGGCCAGUAACAUGCCUCUUAGGGAGUCAACUACUCCACCAAACGGCAUUGUCAGUCGGGGACCACUGGUCAAGCAACAACAGAAAAACAAACUGCCAAAGCUUCUCAUCCAGUCUGAGAAUAAUGCCCCAUCUUUUGGAAUCGAAGGACUCCAUGACAUAUUCAAUGAAAUGAGAAGUAUACCUGCACCUGUGUCAGAAAUUAAUACACCAAGAAAAUCAGAAGAAAAACUGUCGUUCCAAAUUCCUCCAAAGGUUGGAAAGGAUGUCACACCACCAAAUUCUGACAUUGGGAAAGCAAAACCAGAAGACGAGGAAGAAAAGUCACAAGUAUCUUCUCUUGGGCUGUCAGAAAACUCCCUUGCUGAUGACCUACAUGUCAGUGAUGACAGUGAAACAGAGCAAGUACCCAUGGAUAUCCCAUCCAUUAAAGCCCCAAGCGUGAUAGCUACUAAGAAAAGAGAGGUGGAGCCAGGAGUUAGCGGAAUGUCCUCAGGCUCUGACAGUUCCAGUGAUGGGAGUGACAGCAGUUCAUCCUCGGAGGGGGAGACAUCAUCUUCUGAAGGGGAAGAGGAAGAGGAAGGAAAGAAGAUGGAACAGGUGGAAGUGACGAGAGAGGAAGAGCAAACAGCCACACCAAAAGAGACACCUUCUUGGGGCUUAGGCAGCUUUUUAAGACAACUAAAGCAGUCGUCUCCUGAAGCUCCAAUUCCUAAGAAGUCAUCUGAGAAACAGAAAGAGAUUGAUGAAACCAAUGAUGAAAUGCUUGAUGAAAUUUUGCACACCGCAAUCACUUCACAGACACCUCUGAAAGACAUUGGUCAUGCAUCCACGUUGCCCUUCCCCACAGACCAUCUGGAUCCAGACUUCAGUUCUGAGCGUCAUCAGAAUGGUGCAGAUUCUGGUUGUGAUUUGCCAGGUAACAAUGACAGGACUAACACCAGUCUGGGGAGCCUUGGUUCUCCUGACACUGCCAGUACAUGUAGCAGCACCAGCUCAAAACCUUCCAGUGGAAAACCUGAAAAGAAAGGGCGAGGUAGGCCCAGUCUUAGUUCCAUGUCUGAUAGUUUGCAUAGGACGUCUAAAUCUGAGGGUUCUGAUUUAUCCAGUUCUCUCAGUAAAAGCAAUAGUGGUGCAAGCAAAUCUAGAAAUACACCCAAGAAAGACUCAAAGAGAGACAAACCUAAAUCAGCUCAUGAUGAAAAGAAACGAAGGAAAACUGAUUUCAAAUCUAAACCAACAAUAUCUGACAGUGAUGAUUCUGAGAUAGAUGUUGUCACUGUUACUCCAGGCAAAGUUCCUGCAACAAUGGCCAAUUCUAUUGUUGAUGAAGAUAAAGACAAAAGUUGCAACAACUUAUUUUCCUCCCCUAAGGCGAGUAAAACAUCUCCUGUUAAAGUUCCUGUUUCUCAAGAAAAGGAGGAAAAAGACAAUAAAAGUGUAUCCAAAGUUAAAGAAGUUAAACAUAAACCAUCAAGUCAUCGUAAGAAAGAACGUGAUAAGGACAAAGAUAAAAAUGAUAAUAAUAAUGAACGUAACCGAAAGAAGGAGCACAAAAAUGUGUCUUCAUCACCACCAGUGUCCGAUUCCAAAGUGGACGUGCAUAGUGAGAAACAUGUUGAUGCCAUCAUUGAGACCACAAAUGAGUUCAAACCCCCAUGUUUACUUUCCCCCUUUGCAUCCCCAACCAAGACCCCCAUUGCCCCAUUGCUGUCCCCCUUACCAAUCCCACCCCAACCUUCUUGCCCCCAGUUGACUUUCUCCAAUGGAAAGCCGGCCAUUAUGGUGGAGAUUAACCUUUCUUUAUUGGAUCAUAUUCCUUCCAGUGCUAAUUCACUAAGUGCUUCAGCUCCAUCUUUACUCAAAUUGGAAAACAAAAGUUCAGAUUUUUCAGAAACCGAUAAGAAAAGUUCUAAUGUUGGAGCCAAAUACGCUGAUUUAUCUCAUAAAAAUGCUGAUAUUAAUCCAAAGAGUGCUGAUGUGACACCAAAAAGUGCUGACAAUUCGCAAAAGGGAGUUGAUAUUUCUGAAAAAUGUGCAAAAAGUACCGAAAAGAGUACAGCAAGGAGUGUGGAAAAAAGUACAAAAAUUGUGGCGAAAAGUGCAUAUAGUGUGGAUAAAAGUGCAAAUAGUGUUGAAAGGAGUGCAAAUAAUAUAGAUAAGAAUGCAAAUGCAUCAUCACCGGGAUAUAAAGAAGAGGAUAUGUGUGAUGGCACUAAGGAUAAUGAUUCCCAGGUGACACUGGAUAAGAUAUCACGGUCCCACAAACGGAAAGGUGACAGUGAGCGACAGGAGAGUACUGGUAGCAAAAGACACAAAUCCACUUCCAAAUCCAGCAAGAAGUCCUCAUCAGAAGACCUUCAUAAUGGCAGCCAGGAAGGGGAGAGUGAAGGUGGUGGCAAGUUGCGAGUGGGGGAGAGACGGAACAGUUCAUCAAGCACAUCUAGUCGGCACAGUAUUACCAGCAGCAAGUCUAAGAAGAUCAAGAUUGAAGACAAAAUCAAGAAAGAGCCUUCAAGUCCAGACAAGCAUAAAAAGCAGCAGCAGCAGCAGCAGCAGCAAGAUAAGAAUGACUUGCCUCACCAAAAUGGCCAGGAUCACCUGCCCUUUCACUCUUACAAUGAAGAAAGUAGUGUCAAGUCAGACACAACUCAGGAUAAUGCACCACGGGUACCACAAUCUGGAUAUCACCAGGAUGAAAAGUUGGAAUCGGCAGAAAGAUACUUAACUAAGGCUAAGGAAUUGAAGCACCUUGCUGAUAAGGACAAACCAGCCAAAUUCUCCUUGUACAUCAAGUCAGUGUUGUCAUUUGUCCAGUGUGGUUGCGCCAUGGAGAAGGAGGCAAUCAGUGAACCUCAGAAGAUAUUCACCAUGUAUCAUGAAACACUUCAACUACUCAAACAAGUGAUCCGUGUGCGGGUAACAUGCAUCGACCCUGAUAUGCCCAUCACAGACAAGAGGUUAUCAGUAUUAUUAUUACGCAUCCAGUCAUUGUUAUGUCUCAAGUUAUUUCAAUUAAAGAGGCCAGAAGUAUUGAAAUUCAAGAAAAUCAUCGACGCUGACAACACCAAAACUGCCUCAGCCAAGUCCCCUCAUCUUAGCAGCAUACCCAAUCGCAGUAUAGGAACCCCACCUCCCAUCUCCCCAACACGCUCCCCUGCUGGCAGCAUUGGCUCAGUUGGAUCACAGGGUAGCUGUGACUUGCCAUCCAACAAGCUGACAAAUGGUAACUUAAGCUCAAGUGCCACCACUCCCAUGUCAUCGCCAGGGACAAUCAAUGUCUCCCAGCGAAUGCAUUCCGUCAUGCAACAAUACAUCAACUUCUCUGGUUAUCUGGUCACCAGUCAUGAUCUCUGGUUGCAGGCAGAUGUUGCUGCACACGAGUUUAAAGAAUUUUUUGAUGUCCUUGACAACACCUGUGGCCCUCUGUCCUUACACAGUAGUGUCUUACAACUGGUACAUUAUGUAAAUGAAGGUCUACGCUUACUAAAGGAUACAUGACAUAGGGCUUGUCCCAGUGCUCACUGAAAAGACAACCAGGUGCUGAACUUAAAAUGGUCAACAGCCUGAUCACAGUCUCAAUCUCAUCAUGUGAUAAGUCAAGGACUGAGAAUAUCGACUCCAUAAGUGCUCCCUUCACAUCUUGGCUGCAGCAUUGUGAAAUCCUCAUCAUGCCAGACAUACAUGCCAACAAAAUCUUAAGCAUUUCAGUGUACUGAUCAUCAACUUAGCCUAUUGUCACAUUCUCUAUCAUGAAGACAUGUUCGUUAAUGGGAGAGUCACCGCAUCAUGAAACAAUGAAUCAAACUCAACGAGAAAGAAUACCAACACACUCUUCGUGGCUCAGCUUCAAUUCACUCUUGAACUCUUCUGACAGACGUUUUGUCUUCCAAAGGCGGCCAUGUUUUACUCAAUGAACGGAACAUAUCCAGCUAGGUACUGAAGGUAUAUCCACAAUGCAACAAAUUGCCAGUUGAUGAAUCAAUUCCAGUGGCUGUAUAACAGCCAACAAGAUCCAUUAGAUCCCUGAAAUGUAUGAAGAUUGAUUAACCGAUAUGUGCCCACUUGAUGGCCAUCACCAUAAACCAGUGCUCAUCAUUUAUUGUAAUUUAUUGCCCUGGAAGAGGAGCAGCUAAUUACAUGCCUACAGUGACUGGCAGAUCUCAGUGUGUUCCCACUCUCCUAGUCCACAGCCAAAUACAGGCCUACUGACCUGUGUGUGUGUGUGUGUGUGUGAACAGACCUCUCUUACUUCUUACUGCAGACAGGCAGGCUAAGUCAUAUGCAAUUCCUGUGGAUGCACGUACACAAAGCCUGCACUGAGAAUCUCACCCUAUUAGAAAUGAUGGUCUGAUGCUGCAUACAGUUGGUUGGACAUUCUGACACUAUGAAUGGUAGACUGUUAGAGUUGACAGAAUGUGCACUUGCUGCUGCUGCUGCUGCUGCUGCUGCAGUGACCACUACAUUGGGAGGGAAGUUGACCCCUCAAAACAUGUGGCUUACUUUUGUACUCACAUGACUAUUUUCUGUUUGUAAAUUUGUGUGGAAGACUACCACCAGUUUGGAUUCUAUUCUCAGCUGUACAUAUUCUGAUAACUUUUUGAAAUGAUGGUAUUUCUGUUUUUAAGUCCACUCCACUCACUGUGUUAUACCCAACUACCUUUUAUGAAAUUGUUUGGGAUCCGUGUGAUGUCCCCUCUCCCUAUCACCCACCCCUCUGUGUUGCUGUUCUUCAUGUUGGUGUUAGCUCUCCAUUAGGUCGACUGACAGCUCCCUAGCUUUAGGACUCGAUGGAUGUCUAUGGCUGGUUGGUCGACCUGCACAAGUGCUGUGUCCUUAUUCUGUGAUUCUCUCUUGUCUUGUACUGUUGGAUUUGGGAAAUAACCAGUCAAUGGGCUCAUGAUAGGAAUCAAAAUGCCAAAAGUUGUCCAAAAGACUUGCACAUACAUGAAACUGUAUUUUGUUGUUACAAGAGUGAUGAAUUAUUUAGAGGAAAUCAAGGCACUGGAAAAUAUUUUUCAGCUUUCCAUGUAUGUGCAUGGCAAAACUUAUCAUAAUAUUUUUCUUAGGGAUAAGGGGUUCAUGUGUUUCUGCUUCCAGUUUAUACAUAUAUGGUACAGUUUCAUGCGUCUCAUUUCUUUUUUGUCAUGAUCAUUUUUAUAAAUAUAUAUAUACAUACAUGUAUAUCUUUAUAUAUAUAUAUACAUAUACACUCCAAUAUGAUGGUGUUUGAGCCAGUCAAUUUGGUCUGAGUCAGUAGCAAUAGGCCCAUCUUGUUUUGUAGCUUUCAAUCAUGUGACAAUGGGUAGCCAGUGGUGCUGCUACUUGAUGACUAUCGAGGUUGGAAUAACACAAGGAAAUACUCCACAGCAGAUGCCAUGACAGCUAUGACAUUGCCACCAGCCUACUUGCCCAUAUCCUGGCUAGCACUGGAGACAACAGUAUCCCAAUAUGUUGUAGUUGUGUAUUUUGUUGUGUUAGGGUAGAAGGAGAAAACAUCUGAAUGUGCACACACCUCAUUCCAACAUCGUCAUCAGUAACACAUAGGUGGUCAUCAUCUCACUGGAUUUUCCCAUGCAGUAAAUCAGUGUUCCAGGAGAAAGUUGUAAGAUGUACUUUCUAAAGUGACUAAUCAUUGAUAUCUGCUUUAUGUCCUGUGAUAGAAACAUUUUUGACUUUGGCAACAGUGGAUUCAGCUUUUGAUAAAUAUCCUAAAGAAAGCAAAGGUAGUAGUUAAUUAACCUGACAAGCAUACUUAUGAGAAUGAAUUCUGUCUUUUGUCAGUCAUAAUUGUAUUUUGUGAAUAUAUUUAGCCACACAGCAAUUAAUUAUGCUAUGGGGCCAGCAAACAGAACUCUGUAUGUUUGUACUUAAGUAUAAUGUUAUGCAUUUCUUCCUAUGCAUUGUGAAAUUCAGUAUUGCUCACCCAAGACACUGUUAAAUAUUCUCCUUUGUCAGAUAUUAUUUUGCAGAAUUCAAAAUUCUGAUAUUUAUUUCGCCAAUUAUGGUAGACACCAAUCACAACUACAUGUAUCAUGUUUGACAAAGGGAGGUAAUUCGCUAUCAUUCACAUGGCAUGUCAUUGACAAUCUUGCAUUAAGGCAUCUCAUUAUAUGUACACUGUCUGACAGAAUUUGAUGCUGUAAGCAUCAUCCCCACACGAUACUAAUGUCUUGAUGUAAACUUGAGAAUACUUUUAUGGCAAAGGCCUUGUCAAGUCCUGUUCAGUAUUCCUUAAUCUGAUGUCAGGCUGCAAUUGUACUUCAGGGAAAACAACAUUUGUAUGUGCAGACAAUUCAUUCAAAACUGCAAGUAUUUUGCAUGAGAUGUUAUAAAAAUCUAAAUUAUAUUCCUUAUUAUAAUUAAGAGAAAACAUAUUCUUUAAAAGAUGUAUUUUUAUAGCAAUGUUCAUAAAUAUAAAACUUGCAAUAUAUGUUGAACUACACUAUUGACAUGUAGUCAGGAUGCAAUCAAACACUUUGUGGAGUAUCACAUGAGAGGACUUUCUGAAAAGUCAUGUUACAAAUCAAAUAAAUGAUCAAUAUUACAGAUGACACUUUGAGUACGAAAGUAAAUUUCACUCCAAAAUAAUCAUGACAAUUGAGAAAUCCCCAUCCACUGUGCUGUAUGAUAUCACAAUAUUAAAAGAGAAAGCAAUUAUAAUAAUGAAUGAUAUUUAACAAUAGGUUGGAACUAAGCUGUAUGAAUAAACUGUUUGGUAUCAAUGCUUCUGUUACUGAGAUGAUGUGAUAAUAAGCAUGUCUGAGACAUCUGAGAGAGCACAAUUGUGACCUUGAUUUGCAACAGCACAAAGCCCAACAGGCACAUGCAAUCAAAAUGAUUACUUGCAGUCAAUAAUUGUACAGUCACAUUCUUACUGUAAUUCCAUAUGCGAUUCUGUUUUGUUGACAAAAUUAUGUUAUGUUAUAAUGAUUUGUUGCAUGAAACAAUCAAAUCAUAUGUUUCAACCAACAAACAUUUGCCUUGUGCUACUGUAUCAUAAUGAAGUGCUACUAGAAUUUAUCUCACAUUAUUGCAUGUACUUGUUACACCUAUGCAGCUUAAGUUUUUUUAUGAAAGUGACAGGACAGUCACACUGUUUGCUUCUGUAAUUACCUAAACUUUGGACUUGACUAGUUCCCCAACCAUCAUGAGUUUCAAGCCUAAUGUUGUCAGCACCUGACAACAAGACCACUUUGAAAAGCACUUUGAUGCUCUAGUCUUCUAUUUGAAAUUAAGUGACAGGUUUGGAAAUAGUGUUUUAAGGUCAUAUAUGGUAUGGAUGAAGAUAUGCAAUAAACAAUCAAUAUGCAAUACAAUAAAUUAUUGUUUUAUGUAUUUUGAGUACUCGUUAUGAAGAGCAAGCAGACACUAGACCAUUUCAUUGUGUAAAAGUAAUUACAUUUCUAGUCCAAGGUUUAGGCAGUUACUCUUCCAUAUUGUUUUGAUUUGGUGAAGCCACAUUUGUUGCUUUUAUUCCAACAGUGUAAACAUUCUUCAUACACAAACCAUAUCAGUUUUAUUCUUUUGCUUCCUCUAAAACAAUGAAAACCAAUUUUAUGUGUUUUCGGAUGUUUCCAUAAUUUGAUAUUGAAAUAACUUAAUUUAAAUAUUAUAAGGCUGAAUAACUAAAAAUCUCAUAAAAUAACAUGAAUGAAACUGUCAUACAUUGUUCAAUGAUAUAUAAAAAGUAGGCUUUUCUUUGUAAUCUCACACAUUUUCUAAUUCUGACCAUUAAGUUCAGGUGAAGUCUUAUCCGUUUUUGUACAGUAUUUACGGAAAGAAUAUUUACUCAGAAAUUGGCAGUUUUUGUUCUUCACAAAGUACAUUUGGACAUAAUCCUUGUACCUGUUUCUUACUUACAAUCAUUCCUUAAAUUGGGGCUUUGAUGACAGUCACAUAUCUACUUCUAAUGUCAAGUCAUUUGAAUCAGAAAGAUGCCAGUGUUGACCCCAUAAUACCAAGUAUGUUAAGUGAUAUCUUACAUUAUUUGGUUUUUAGUGAUUCUGAAAAUAAUAACUUAUUUUAAGAAUGACUGGCAGAAUGUCAUCUCUCUCCUGUCUAGACAGUUAGCUUUUGAAUAUUUAAGUAUAGAAUGUGGGAUUGGGUUGAAUGGGGAUUUUCCCAUGCCACUAAAUUAAUAAGUAUGCAGAUGAACUAUGACCUCAAACUGAGUACAUGAAAUAUGCUUUUUGUAUCUUCAGGAUUAAAUUGUGUAAAAUUGGCAUUGCUGAAAGUGAUGCUUUGAUUUGCUUUCAUGGGAAUGAGGGAGGGGGGGAUUGGAUGUGUUGCAACAUGUGUCUUAUCAGUCCUUGUACAUUGUACUUCUUUUAUUUAUGUCUGUUUUACUUCACUUUGUACAUACCUAUUAUAUAGAUGAUCUAUCUAAUGACAGUAAGUGAUACUGUUAACAAAUUAUGCACAAAGUAUAUGUUUUAUAAUUAUUGAAUUGCAUAUUGAUAAUUUAUGUAGUUAUUUAUUGACCUCAAAGGACAUGAUUUUAUUUAUUUGGGGGUUAAGAAUAAAUACCAACUUAGAUAAGUUGGCAAGACUUCUUGUGCAUUGUCUUACAGAUAUGAAACUGUUUUUAACAUUUCAGUGCUGCAACUAAAUUUAUUUCUAAAGCAUAAUGUUUAGGAAUCAUGCUUUAACGGCAGGAAAUCUGUUAUUAUUUUAGUUAUGGACAUAGACAAUUUCAGUACACCAAUUUCUUCUUAGAGAAUCCAGAACAUCAAAAGCUUUGUAGAAUGUACAUUUUGAAAGGCACCAGAGACCUGUUUAGUGUUAUUUACUUACUACUAUCAUGUACCGUAAUUAAAUGUAUUGCCAUAGAUUUAAGUUGUGAUUUGAGUUUGCAUAAAUGAAUUUUGAUCCUUUUGUAUGAUGCAUUUCAUAGUCCAUUGCUGUAACCACAGAUCAUCUGUAUCGCUACUGACAUGUCCUCAACAAAUGUUUCUCUAUGAAUGAACUGUGCCUAUCAGGUGAUCAUUGUCAUGUGUACAAAGUUUUUGAUCAUUUGGACUCCAUGCUCAUGCAAUAUCAGAAGGGAGUCAUGGCUGUACUCAACAUUUAACUAUUUCACACACAUUGCAAUAUAUUUAGGCAACAAGUUACAUUUCUGUUUUGUAGCUGUAGUUUAUUUUAUUAUUUUAAAGCUGACAUUUCUUUUCCAAUCAGAAAGAAAUGCCAAUCUUUUGUGAUGUUGCCUAAGAGCUACAAAAUGGAAAUGCACAAUAUUUUCCAUGAUUUUGCUCAUACCCUCAUGCUCAUUGUUUCAUUGUAAAUAUCUGAGCAAACAGAUGCAGCACUGUGUGCCAGUGAAGUUAUGUUUUGCUGCCACAUUUGUGUAAAAUGUUGAGUACAGCUCAUUGAGUGCUCACACUCAUUUCAUGGUAACAUAUUUUUUUUGCAUACAUUAUCUCAUUCCCAGGUUGUGUAUGUUCUGUUACCGUGGUUUUGUUCUCUGCUUCCAUUAGUUGUUCAUCCCUCGUGCCAUUGCUGUUCAUAGCUUUGGCAGACUAUGCUGCAGAUAUUAUAUAUAUGCAUCAUUUCAUGUUCAUUAUUAAAUACAAAAAUGUGCAGUUAUAA
This is a messenger RNA of Haliotis rufescens (red abalone), 10886 nucleotides long. Its product is annotated as AF4/FMR2 family member 4-like. The transcript has 20 exons. The coding region runs from base 318 to 4799 and encodes 1493 amino acids. Lineage: Eukaryota; Metazoa; Mollusca; Gastropoda; Lepetellida; Haliotidae. The record is from RefSeq and is a predicted model, not a curated record. Gene Ontology annotation, biological process: regulation of gene expression. Gene Ontology annotation, cellular component: nucleus; super elongation complex.